Molecule: messenger RNA, 1065 nt
Organism: Orbilia oligospora ATCC 24927
Lineage: Eukaryota; Fungi; Ascomycota; Orbiliomycetes; Orbiliales; Orbiliaceae
Exons: 3
Coding region: 1-1065 (354 amino acids)
Molecular function (GO): protein binding; 6-phosphogluconolactonase activity
Source: RefSeq, a predicted model, not a curated record
AUGUCGCCUCAACAGAUCUUUGUCGGAGGCUACGACGAUGCAAUCGACAGUUUUGUCUUCGACGAGGCUGCUGGAACUUUAAUCAAGACCCAUUCAACCCUUGAGAGCAAACCCGGUCCUUCGUGGCAACAUAUCAUCCCAGAACACCGGUUGCUUCUGUCAGGAUGUGAAGGACCUCUCGGGGAGAUUGGAUAUCUGGAUUCCUACAGAUUCUCAGAAGAUGGCGCUCUAACAAAGGUCGACCGUAAAGAAUGUGUCCAAGGUGACGCUUCAGGAGUUAACACCUACUAUAUCAAAGAAACCGGCGAGAUUGUUCCAUUGCAAACACUCCUAUUCACACUUCCUGACGGCCAAGCAGGUCAUCCAGACAUUGAUCCAGUUCGUCAGGAUGCCGCCCACCCCCAUGAAUCCCGCAUCGACCCAACCGGAAAGUUCCUUCUCAUUCCCGAUCUCGGUUCGGAUUAUCUUCGAAUCUUCGAAAUUACAUAUGGCGAAAAAGGAGAGGAUUCUAGAAUCAAGGAGGUUGAACCGUUAGUAUGCGAUACUAGAGCUGGGCCUAGACAUUGCUAUUUUGACCGCACUGGAAAGUUCAUGUAUUUGGUUGAGGAACUUGCUAGCAUGGUUAGAGUUUACCAAGUUGAAUACACUGGGCCACGCGGAAUCGACUUUAAACCGAUCCAACGUAUCAGCUCUUUGGGAAUUGGCAAGGGGCCAGCCGACACCAGAGUUCAACGACUUAAGGCUGCUGAGGUUGCCAUCAGUCCUGAUGACAAACAUUUGUAUAUCUCCAACCGCUACGAUAGGUCCAUGCCAGAUGGAACAGACUCUAUUGCACAUUUCCUGAUCAAUACAGACGAUGGAACUCUGACAUUUGUAGAGCUAACCAGCGCUGGUGGCAUUAACCCCAGGCAUAUCAGAUUGAGCCCGGAUGGAAGUUGGAUUUGUAUUGCUACCCAAGAUACUAAUCGGGUUGCAAUGUUUAAACGAGACCUUGAGACCGGAACGAUAUUGGAAGAAGUUGUCGCUGAGGGACAAAGCGGACAGCCAGUUUGCAUUACCUGGUAG